AUGGCCUCCAACGGCAGCGGCGGUGGGGGGCUCCGCCACAGCAACAGCAGCCACCUGUCGCGGAUGUCCUACUCCGGCGGCGGGGGCGACGACACCCGCGCGCAGGCGGCCGUCCCCGGCGACCGUCCCAUGGUCACCUUCACUCGCCGCACGCACUCGGGCCGCUACGUGAGCUACUCCCGCGACGACCUCGACAGCGACCUCGGCAUCGGCGGCGACAUGUCGCCCGACCGCGAGGAGCAGCAGCAGCAGCAGUACGCGAGCUACCACGUGCACAUCCCGGCGACGCCCGACAACCAGCCCAUGGACCCGGCCAUCUCGGCGCGCGUGGAGGAGCAGUACGUCUCCAACUCGCUCUUCACGGGCGGCUUCAACAGCGUCACGCGCGCGCACCUCAUGGACAAAGCCAUCGACUCGGAGGCCUCCCACCCGCAGAUGGCGGGAGCCAAGGGAUCCUCCUGCGCCGUCAACGGAUGCGACGCCAAGGUCAUGAGCGACGAGCGCGGCGACGACAUACUCCCCUGCGAGUGCGACUUCAAGAUCUGCACCGAGUGCUUAGCGGGCGCCGUCAAGAACGCUGGCGCCGUCUGCCCGGGAUGCAAGGAGCCCUACAAGAACACGGAGCUCGAGGACGUCGUCGGUGCCGCCGAUGCUAACGCCGGGGCAGGUAGGCCCACGCUGUCGCUGCCCCCGCCGCCUGGCGCCGCCACGUCCAGGAUGGAGAGGUGGCUAUCCAUUAUGCGCUCCCAGAAGGCCAUGACCAGGAGCUAG
Miscanthus lutarioriparius is the source of this 771-nucleotide messenger RNA. The record is from the annotation of a GenBank genome assembly. NCBI's taxonomy places the organism in Eukaryota, Viridiplantae, Streptophyta, Magnoliopsida, Poales, Poaceae.